This is a messenger RNA of Morone saxatilis (striped sea-bass), 3116 nucleotides long. It is a transcript of the gene pbx3b, whose product is annotated as pre-B-cell leukemia homeobox 3b. Gene Ontology annotation, molecular function: DNA-binding transcription factor activity, RNA polymerase II-specific; RNA polymerase II cis-regulatory region sequence-specific DNA binding. Gene Ontology annotation, biological process: embryonic organ development; brain development; regulation of transcription by RNA polymerase II. NCBI's taxonomy places the organism in Eukaryota, Metazoa, Chordata, Actinopteri, Moronidae. The transcript is spliced from 9 exons. Gene Ontology annotation, cellular component: nucleus. The record is from RefSeq and is a predicted model, not a curated record. Bases 1042 to 2394 code for a protein of 450 amino acids.
GGACUCUGCCGUGCUUUCAUCAUUAUAAUCACCAUCCUAAGUACUAGCUCUUAACAUUUUGUUUUUCGGUGUUCAGGCGAGAAGUGACAAGAAUAUAGACCCCUCCUCUGCAGGGCGGAGCGUGCAUUUUCAUUUCGUAUUUUGUAUUUUUUAUUUUUUCUCUCUCUACCCCUGUUCCCUGCUCUGACACGUCUGCACUGAGUGAGUGGCAUUGGCACACUGUCAAUCGCUCACUACCGCUGCCAUCAAACAACAUAAAACACACACAGGCAGAGGCUGGAGCUCAUAAAUUUCAGCAGGGCAAGAUAUUUUUUGCGCAUCGCCUUCAUACAGCGCUGUGUCCUCAUUAAUUUCUGCUCGUGGUUGCUUUUUUUUUUCUAAACAGAAAAUCUCCCAACUUUUUUUUUUUUUUUGUACAUUUCAUAUUUUUUUAUAGUCACAUUUGGACACCUUAAGCCGCAGAUUGUGUGUGUGUUUUUUUAAUGCUGUCAGUUGUCGCGGGAAUCAUUUGUGCACAUUUAUAGUUGGCAACACUUGCAAGAUUUCUUAUUUGUUUACACGUUUCCACAUUGGAUAUUUUUGUUGCCGGUGCUUCGCGGGGAGGAUUUGGACAUUUUUUUUUUUUUGGAGAGGAAAUGCGCCGGGAAUCCCAUGAAGAGCGCUAAUAAAUGAGAGAUCACCAAGGAGCGUUUCUGUCUCCACCACCCGUCAAAUCCCAGAGAAAAGACAGAUUGGCAUGAGGAUUGGAGCGGGAUACGAUGGACCGUCAAUUUUGACCGAGAAGUGUUAAGAAGAAGAAGAAAAAAAAAAGAUUUAUGCAUUUUUCUACAAACACAGUCACGCGUUUUGGCACUUUGGACCGCGCGUAAAAAAGCGAGAGGACAGCGAGAACUUGGACACAAGAUUUACGCUAAAAACAUCACUGCGAGGCAUUUUUUUCUUUUUAAAAAAAAAAGAAACGUGUGUGUUCUGUGUCGGUGAAGAAUCACACACCCGUGCAUCCCCCCUUGUCUCCGGCACAUGUUGUAGCCGAUUUCGUAUAUGAGUUUUUCAAUUUGUGUGGCUCAGUGCACAGACUCUUUAGCGGCUACUAUGGACGAUCAAGCCCGGAUCAUGCAGUCGAUCGGCGGUGUCAGUCUGGCCGGCCACUCGGUACAAGGAGGCAUGGCACUGCCGCCUCCACAUGGACACGAUGGGACAGACGGGGACGGAAGAAAACAAGACAUUGGUGACAUUCUCCAUCAAAUAAUGACCAUAACUGAUCAGAGUCUGGACGAGGCGCAAGCAAAGAAACAUGGGCUGAACUGUCACAGAAUGAAACCAGCACUCUUCAGCGUUCUCUGUGAAAUCAAAGAAAAGACAGGUCUCAGCAUCCGUGGUGCCCAGGAGGAGGACCCCCCAGACCCCCAGCUCAUGCGUUUAGACAACAUGCUGCUGGCAGAGGGCGUGGCGGGACCAGAAAAAGGUGGCGGAUCUGCCGCCGCCGCAGCUGCAGCCGCUGCCUCGGGCGGGGCGGGCGACAAUUCCAUCGAACAUUCCGACUACAGAGCCAAACUCACCCAGAUCAGACAGAUCUACCACACAGAGCUGGAGAAAUAUGAACAGGCAUGUAACGAAUUCACUACCCAUGUGAUGAACCUGCUGAGGGAACAGUCUCGCACGCGGCCCAUCUCUCCCAAAGAGAUUGAGCGCAUGGUGGGAAUCAUCCACCGUAAGUUCAGCUCCAUCCAGAUGCAACUGAAACAGAGCACCUGUGAGGCUGUCAUGAUCCUGCGCUCCAGAUUCCUUGAUGCCAGGCGGAAAAGGAGAAACUUCAGCAAGCAGGCGACGGAAAUUUUGAACGAAUAUUUCUACUCGCACCUCAGCAACCCGUACCCGAGCGAGGAGGCUAAAGAGGAGCUGGCCAAGAAGUGCAGCAUCACAGUUUCCCAGGUAUCCAACUGGUUUGGCAACAAAAGGAUCCGGUACAAGAAAAAUAUCGGCAAGUUUCAGGAAGAAGCCAACCUGUAUGCCGCCAAGACUGCUGUAAAUGCGGCACACGCUGCAGCCGCUGCAGUGCAGAACAGCCAGGCCAACUCCCCUACCACACCUAACUCCGGUUCUUCAGGUUCUUUUAACCUCCCAAACUCUGGGGACAUGUUCUUGAGCAUGCAGAGUCUGAAUGGGGAUUCUUACCAAGGGGCACAAGUCGGAGCCAAUGUACAGUCACAGGUGGAUACCCUGCGCCAUGUUAUCAGUCAGACGGCAGGAUACAAUGAUGCUCUCGGGGGGAACACGAUGUAUAGUCCACAUGGCUUGAAUGCUAAUGGAGGAUGGCAAGAUGCAACGACUCCGUCUUCUGUAAUAUCUCCGACAGAAGGACCUGGGAGCGUGCACUCCGAUACCUCGAAUUGAUCCACUAUUAAUGCAUCUUCGCCUGAAGCUGGGCAUGGACUCUUUUAACCGGCUGACCAACAGCAGAGGAUAUACAAAAAAAACUUUUCACAGUGGAUUGUUUUUUUUUCCUGUACCUUAAAAUUUCCCACGAACCAUGCCACACACGCAAACUGGCAUCCUCCAUCAGUAACACCCGGUGUUUCCUGAUUGUUCAGUGUUUUCUUUCUGUCUUCAUAAAUCGACUUUAAUCACCGUGCGAUUAUUUGUUUGUCGUAGGGGUAAGCACACACAUACACAUAGAAAACAGCCCUCAGAUGAUGCUCUGUAAAGCUUCAGGAUCUGCACUUAAAAUACUGGAUGACACUCGUUUUUUAUGACAUUUUAAUCGGCUAUUUGUUUGAUUCUUAAUUUAAUUACCGCUUUCCAUUCUGAUAAUUGGGUUCUCCUUUAGUUCAUACAAUACAUAGAUUAAAGCAGCUGGUUCUUUGACUGUAAUGUGCUUGCAAUCUUGUCCAGCAACUCAACAAUGCUACUGUUGACAGCUCAAUGGCAGCUUUGUAGUUACUUUCAAGAUUUAUUUUUGCCUUACAGCCGUAUACAUUAGUAGAAGGAAAUGACUAUUCAAACUCUGGAACAUAAAGAAGUGUAAUUGAUUGCUCGACUAUAACAUGACACCAUUCCAUAUUUUAUAAUUUGAUGUUUAGUAUGUACAUAUGUAAACAUUUCUUUCUUUUUCUUUU